Hyposmocoma kahamanoa is the source of this 327-nucleotide messenger RNA. RefSeq lists its product as uncharacterized. The record is from RefSeq and is a predicted model, not a curated record. Bases 1 to 327 code for a protein of 108 amino acids. The transcript has a single exon. Lineage: Eukaryota; Metazoa; Arthropoda; Insecta; Lepidoptera; Cosmopterigidae.
AUGGAGCGCAGCAUACUUGAUGUGAAACAGACCGACCGAAUUGGGAACACGAUACUGCGCUCCCUAACUCAAAUUGCUGUUGUAGCCCAAAAAUCUACGAAGUUGAAACGGAGUUGGGCUGGUCAUAUCUACCGCAUGCCUGAAGACCUGUGGACCAAUAUAACCCAGUGGAGCCCCAAAAGCGUAAGGCGCCGCGGCAGACCGAGGAAGCGAUGGCGAGAGAAAUUGAACGCCUACGAUAAAGCUUGGGUCCAGUUAGCUCAGGAUCGGGAUGCACAGAGGGAUCAGGGGGAGGCCUUUGCCCAGCAGUGGGAUACAUCAGGGUAA